This is a messenger RNA of Xenopus tropicalis (tropical clawed frog), 1247 nucleotides long. RefSeq names its product carbohydrate sulfotransferase 9-like gene 1 (gene chst9l). Gene Ontology annotation, cellular component: membrane; Golgi membrane. Bases 175 to 1059 code for a protein of 294 amino acids. NCBI's taxonomy places the organism in Eukaryota, Metazoa, Chordata, Amphibia, Anura, Pipidae. Gene Ontology annotation, molecular function: sulfotransferase activity. The transcript is spliced from 3 exons. The record is from RefSeq and is a predicted model, not a curated record. Gene Ontology annotation, biological process: carbohydrate biosynthetic process.
UGACCAUUGGUCAAAGAAAUAGUACUGGGAUAAACUGGAACAAUAAACCAGAGCACACAUUUCUGGUCUUGUAUAUGAGGAAUAAAGGACAAAUAGCCCUCUAUGAUCUACAUUCUCAGAGGCUGGAAUUUGGGUCGGAAUCUCUUGCUGUAUCAUUGACCAGUAAAACACACGAUGCAGAUGGGGAAACUCAUUUUUAUUCCGAUUGUCCUUGUCUGUGGAAUGCUUGGAUUUCUGUUUCAUUUCAAAGAUUCUGUACAAAACGUCAUCGCUCGAAACCAACGAAGAGAUACUGUGAGCUAUAUCUGUCGACAAAACAAUUUCACAGACUCCUUACAUGGAAUAAGCUCUACCACUGCAAACCAGCUAUAUGUGGUGCACGACCACAAGUUUAUUUACUGUGAAGUACCAAAAGUGGGCUGUUCCAACUGGAAAAGGAUCAUCCUUCUUUUGAACAGGACUGGAGGUAAGUUUGUACCUCAGGAUGUCCACACGUCUCCAUAUCUGAAGAAGCUGAGCUCGUAUUCCCCUGCUGAGCAAGUGGCACUCCUUAAAAAUUACACCACCGUGAUGUUCACUCGACACCCUUUAGAGAGACUGGUUUCAGCUUACAGAGACAAGUUUCUCCAUGAUGAAGCAACAUUCUACACUACAUCAGUUGCUGAUUUAAUCAAGAAAACUGUAAGGAGGCAUGGUGAUUUCGAAGAAAAGAUCAGUUUUGAAGAGUUUGUGAGCUUCAUUGUCUUAGAAAACCCAAAUCAAAGAGACAUUCACUGGAUGCCCAUGGUAGAACUAUGUGAUCCAUGCAACAUCCACUAUGACAUUUUGGGCAAGUAUAAAACCAUCAAACAAGACGCUGCCUAUGUGCUAAGAUCAAUCAGAGCACCAAAGCACCUGAAGUACUCUGAUACAAAGCAUCACCCCAAUGAAUCCAGGACCAACAAUUUAAUUACAACAAAAUAUUUAAGAUCCCUUCCCAGAAAGUUACUUCAGAAACUGAUAAAUAUUUACAGACUUGACUUCUCCAUGUUCGAAUACAACCCUCUCAUAGAAUUAUAAUUGAAUUCAUGAAUAGGACAGAUGACAGUUGACUUUAAUUAUAUUUUCAUGGAUUAUUAUUAAAUGUGUUCUACUUAUUUAUUUAUUUUAUAAACCUAUCAAUGAUUUUAAAUUACAUUUAAAAAAUAUCCAGCUUGGUUACAUGCAUUGUUAUGUUAUGGUGAACUACAUAAAUGAAUUAGAGUUAA